This is a messenger RNA of Gastrolobium bilobum, 1394 nucleotides long. RefSeq names its product phosphatidylinositol/phosphatidylcholine transfer protein SFH2-like. The record is from RefSeq and is a predicted model, not a curated record. The transcript is spliced from 11 exons. Bases 158 to 1168 code for a protein of 336 amino acids. NCBI's taxonomy places the organism in Eukaryota, Viridiplantae, Streptophyta, Magnoliopsida, Fabales, Fabaceae.
UCUCUGAACUCAACAAAUUUAUAUAGCCUCCUCGCUCUUAUGCUGAAACCCUUUCCUUUUGCAAAUUUUUAGUUGCAGUACGUAACGCCGAAGGCUAAAAAGAGAAGAGAGUAAAGCUUGAAAGCCUCAACAAUUUAGGCAAUUUGUGUUUCACAUUAUGCCGAAAAAAGUAAAAGAAAUUAAAGAACAUGAAGAAAUGGGAUUUGCUUCCCAGGAUGCAAUCAACCAGUUGCGCGCAUUCAUUGACCAAGUUGAAGAGCCAUUGAAGACAACAUUUCAGAAUGUUCAUCAAGGACACGUCACUGAAACUUUAAUGCGGUUUCUAAAAGCAAGGGAGUGGGAUCCUUCUAAGGCCCAUAAAAUGUUGGUUGAUUGUUUAAACUGGAGAGUACAAAAUGAGAUUGACAAUAUAUUAUCUAAACCAAUAUCUCCUGAUUUAUACAGAGCAGUGCGUGAUUCACAACUAAUAGGAUUGUCAGGGUACUCAAGAGAGGGUCUUCCUGUCUUUGCAAUUGGUGUUGGGCUUAGUACAUUUGACAAAGCAUCUGUCCAUUGUUAUGUGCAGUCUCACAUUCAAAUUAAUGAAUAUCGUGAUCGUGUAAUCUUGCCUUCUGCAUCAAGGAAGCAUGGGCGACCUAUUACCACUUGUAUAAAGGUUUUAGACAUGACUGGUCUGAAGCUGUCAGCCCUGAAUCAGAUUAAGUUGUUAACUAUUAUAUCAUCCAUUGAUGAUCUGAACUACCCAGAGAAGACAAAUACUUAUUACAUUGUAAAUGCCCCAUACAUAUUUUCAGCUUGUUGGAAGGUUGUGAAGCCACUUUUACAAGAGAGGACAAGGAGAAAAGUGCAGGUCUUAUCAGGUUGUGGACGAGAUGAACUGUUGAAUAUCAUGGAUUACCAAUCUCUACCACAUUUCUGUAGAAAAGAAGGCUCUGGAUCAUCUAGACAUUCAGAGAGUGGAAGUGAUAAUUGCUAUUCCUUGGAUCAUCCCUUCCAUCAACAGCUCUACGACUACAUCAAUCAGCAAGCCCGAAUCCGUGAAGCUGUUGAACCCAUCAAGCAGGGAUCCUUUCAUGUAGAUUUUCCAGAACCUCCCGAUGAUGAAGCAGAGAUUGCCAAGACUAUAGAGUCAGAGUUACACAAGUUUGAGAACGGCAAUUGUGUCUAAUACUUUCUUUCAGGAUUUCCAAUUGUGGCCUCAAAAUCAAUGGUCUUUACCUGUUAUUACCAAUGUAGCAGGGUUCCUUCCACAUCCAUAUUACUUCUAUCAGGACUCAGUAGAAUUAGUUAAGCGUUGUUUAUGUAUGUUAAGAGAAAUUCAGGGAUAGUAAUGCCAAUCCCAGCUUUGCAUCGAGCCACUAUGCGAUAUAAAUGUCAAAUAUAAUAUUUUUCCA